Messenger RNA from Hibiscus syriacus, 910 nucleotides. Its product is annotated as vesicle transport protein GOT1-like. The transcript is spliced from 8 exons. The coding region runs from base 190 to 612 and encodes 140 amino acids. NCBI's taxonomy places the organism in Eukaryota, Viridiplantae, Streptophyta, Magnoliopsida, Malvales, Malvaceae. The record is from RefSeq and is a predicted model, not a curated record. Gene Ontology annotation, biological process: retrograde transport, endosome to Golgi; endoplasmic reticulum to Golgi vesicle-mediated transport.
CGCAACGCUCUUAGCCUCUUCUAUUAUUUCUCCUUCCUUUCAUUCGUUUCUUUCAUAGUAGUGGAAACGAUACAAAGAAACCUCGCUCUCUCAAUUCUCGUCUCUCCGUCUUGAUUACCGAGAAAACGUUCGGACUCCGGCUCCUCCAUUUGUUUUCUUUCGGCAACAAGCGUCUGAAUAGCCAGCACGAUGGUUUCCUUUGAAAUGAGCGAUCGAAAGAAAAUUGGGUUAGGAUUAACGGGAUUUGGUGUAUUUUUCUCAAUUUUGGGAAUUAUCUUCUUUUUCGACAAGGGAUUGCUCGCCAUGGGAAACAUCCUUUUCAUAUCAGGAGUGGCCUUAACCAUUGGUCUGAAAUCCACAAUGCAAUUUUUCAUGAAGCGCCAAAAUUUUAAGGGAACGAUUUCAUUUUUUGUUGGCUUCUUUUUUGUUGUCAUUGGUUGGCCCAUCCUCGGUAUGAUAUUUGAGGCAUAUGGAUUUAUUGUGCUCUUCAGUGGCUUUUGGCCGACAUUGUCAGUGUUUAUACAAAGGAUACCUAUUCUUGGUUGGCUUUUCCGGCAACCAUUUAUCCGAUCGUGGUUAGACAGAAACCAGGGCAAGAGGGUACCUGUGUAAUCCCACAUACAAGAGGAAGUGGAACAAGUGGUGGCCUAGAUGACUUAAAAUUCAUGCUAUACGAGUUAGGAAAUAUUCUGAUUGAAGCAAACAGAAAGAAAAAGAACAGAACUGCAGUAAUUCUAAAAGAAACUUUGUGGGUUUUGAAUUUUGUCUAACCAGGUUUUGUUUGCUGAACUAGAGACUUAAAUUGGAGAGUUGAGUUGAAUUGACCGUUUUAAGGCCAUAUAUUUUCAGUUGAGAUGGGUCCGGAUUCUUUCCAUUUUAUUACUUUUCAAUACAUUUUGAAUCAUUCUUU